CGAUAAUAUCAUCAUGGCGGACAGCACGAAAGUAAACAUUGAAGUAUUUGGAUUAUUGAACGAUAUUAACUUUGUUCGUGCAAAAUGUUGUGCAAAUGACAUCCACAAACAGCAUCCUAAAGUAUUUAAUGAACCUGUUAUAAAGGGCAUGUUAGAGUUUGAAUGGGAUUUAUACAUAGAAGCUAAAAAGAAGGAAAUCCGUGGAGAAGCAUGGUCAUUCUCAGAAAAUGCUAUAAUUUUUAUUAAUAAUCAGUUAAUUGGUGGUCCCAAUGAUUUUAUUUUUUGGGCUGAAGAAAAUUACCAAUUUCAGGAAUUCCGACCAAUGCCUCUCUAUGAAACUUUAACAGAAGAAGGCUAUAAAACAACAUUAAAUUCCAAAAAUCAUGAAUAUGUUUAUUUUGAUGUUAAUAUUGGAGAUGAACCUGUAGGAAAAAUUGUUAUUGAAUUGUUUACAGAUGUUGUACCAAAAACCUGUAGUAAUUUUAAGUCAUUAUGUAUUGGAGAUAAAGGUACAUGUAUUGAAACAGACAGUAAAUUGAGCUAUGCUGAUACAUUAUUUCACAGAAUAGUACCUAAUGGUUGGAUACAGGGAGGAGAUGUUUACCAUAGUAGAGGAAAUGGUGGGGAAUCAGUUUAUGGUACAGUUUUUGAGGAUGAAAAUUUUGCUGUUCCUUUCUCAAACCGUGGUAUAGUGGGAAUGGCUAAUAAAGGUCGACAUACAAAUGCAUCACAAUUCUUCAUAACAUUACAACCAGCCCCAUGGAUGAACACUAACUAUGUAGCCUUUGGUCAAAUUAUUGAAGGGACAGAAACAUUAAAGAAAAUAGAGGAACAAGAAACUAUGAAUGAACGGCCUGUAAAAGAUGUAAAAAUUACUGAUUGUGGAGUAUCAACAUAUGAGUUCUGAAUAUUAAAAAUACAUUAGAUCAUAUCACACAUUGAUGUAUUUUAUCAGUUAUGUAUUAUCGGUGAUAUUAAUCAUAAAUCGUGAUAUUUAAAUUAUUGAAUAAAUAUUUUAAUCAUA
Lottia gigantea (owl limpet) is the source of this 1024-nucleotide messenger RNA. RefSeq lists its product as hypothetical. Bases 14 to 907 code for a protein of 297 amino acids. Gene Ontology annotation, biological process: protein peptidyl-prolyl isomerization. Lineage: Eukaryota; Metazoa; Mollusca; Gastropoda; Lottiidae. Gene Ontology annotation, molecular function: peptidyl-prolyl cis-trans isomerase activity. The transcript is spliced from 8 exons. The record is from RefSeq and is a predicted model, not a curated record.